AUGGCUUUUACUGUGGAAAAUGAAGAGAAACUGGAAGUUGUUGGUGGUCCCGAAGAAAUCGACCCAGUUGCAUCUCCUUCUAAGAAAUUUUGGGAAAUUUGUAGGAAAUUAAUAGAAUUGUUCAUGUUAACCUACAUUUUUCAAGCCAAACUAGUAGAUCGUUGGAUGAAUCGCAUCAUUAAUAACUAUACUGAUUGCACGAAACGGCUCUUGGACGAUAAAAUUACUUUAACCGUACCGGACGUCACAGGGUGCUACGUCUUGUAUGGAAUCGGAUUGGCGGUUUCUUCUUUAACACUGGCAGCAGAAAUUUAUAAAACUUUUGCUGAUUGCAUAAAGAAGUUCUUUGUUGAUAAUGAGCUUGAUGGUCAAAAUAUUGCUGCAGAGGAUGCCCCACAGACUCCUCCUAAAACUUCUCCGUUUCCUGUGAAGUCUCCACAGUAUUUACCUCUCCCCAACAGACCUCUUCAGCAACCAGAGCCUUCUGCUGCAGUGGCAGCCGUGACUGUCACAGCCAGUGCCGCCAAUCCUGCAACUGUUCUAGCCUCCAGCCACCUUGGUUCUUCGAACCCUGUAUCACUGCCUUCUUCCACUUCUCCUGCAGGUGGAGUACCCUUCCCCACAUCGCUGCUAAGCCAAGAAUUCCCCGUCUCACCAACAGCCUCAACUACAUCUGCCUCAAAAACAGUCAGUCCAGUCUUGGGAGCGAAGAGCUAUGACAGUGCUGUGAAACCCCAUCGAGGAUCCAACAGCGACGUGGUUCAUUCCCUUGCAUUCCCUAUAUGUUCUUCCUAUUCCGAUUACACUGUCAAUUACGCAACAAGUCAAUAUUCGAACAACAAACAUUCAUAUCAUAAUCCGGAACACCGUGAUAGCAGUCAAAGAGUACAGUACCAAAAACUGACACAGAGUUCUUACUAUCACAACAGUCAGCAACCUGUGUUGGACAAAUAUUCUGCUUCCAAAGAUUCUAUUCCACGAACAAGUUCCAAGGAAGUUAUUGCCUGUGAUGGAUACAAAACUGAAAGUUUUGUAGACAACCGUUACGAGAACAAAUCUGGAGUUGGGAAUAUAAAUUAUUGUGUAAACCAAGCUUACGCUAAUGAAAAAGUUCUUGAGGAAUCGUCCGGGUAUAAAGUGCAAAGUGAAAAUAAUGUUUAUCCUAAUUAUGGAGCUUCAAACUCUGUGAAACAAAAACAAACACAAAAUCUUGAGCCUGUUAAACAAGUGUCGCCAGAUCACGUUCCAAAUCUUUCUUCGGAAUCAAGUUCAAGCAUUCAACCACCUGUUACGGAAGGGAAUAAUUACCAUCCUCCACUCGUUUCGAAGGAUAAAACAACAUUUUACCCUUACGACACGCCUCAUUUUGUGCCACACAGGACAACCCCGCCGUUGCCUGCCUCAAAAUCCGAAUCAUCAUUCGAUUCACUCAGUUUUCCAUCAAAGGAACAAGAUAGCUUAAGGUACUCAUCUACAACCACUGCCAUAUCACAGAGACCUACCACAUCAUCCCCAAUCACUAUUUUCGACAACUCUAAAAGUUCUGUGAAAACACUUUGGAGUCCUUCUGCCACAACAUCCGUGUCAGUUGCCCCAAGUAGAGAACUGAUUGCUGCAUCUAGUCGGGAUAGUCACAGCUCUCACAGCAACAGCAGCAUAUCUAGUUUAAGUCAACUAAGUCAAUCUUUGGGUCCUGGUGUUCAAGGAUCCGCGCAAUCUACGAAAGAGUACUCUCGAGAGGGACGAAGUAGCAGUCGAAGCAGUUCUAGAAAUGAGACUCCUGUCUGCUGUGCAGCCCCUGUAGCCUCAACCAACUCGACCAGUGCUGUUUUUUCUUCUUCUUCGGGUUCCUAUGGUGUGUCGGGAAGUUUAACGAGUCUAAUCUUCUCGAAACCAUCGUGGGCAAGUCCGAGCGUGACCAGCGUCCUUUCGAACCCCGGCACCUCCUCUCACUUCGCUGGCCCCAGCAGGGGCUCUCCAGUGCCGAGCGUCCUCCCCCUGGGCCCCUCGCUGCCCGGAAGCGCGCCCUUCAGCCCCGCGGCGCCCCCGCUCCACUCUGCCGCCCACCACGUGAUGUUCGCACCCCCACUGCCUCCUGCUGGAACUCUGUCGUCGCCCCUGGCCGCUGCUCAAGGACCUUCGCCUUUCGGAGAUCAAGAUCUUCUGCGUCGAGAGCUGGACACCCGGUUCCUCGCUUCCCAAGACCGUUCGAUCAACGUGCCUCCUCCUCCGUAUCUGCGUGCUGAGUUACAUCAGCAUCAACAUCAGCACACACACAUGCAUCAGCACAGUCCAUUUCUUCCUCCUCCAAUGGGAAGUUCCCUGCUUCCACCGUCAGCUGCCCACUUGUAUGACAAAUUUCCAAAGGUGGAUGCUGGUUUUUAUGGAAGGAAUGCCUUGAGUUUACCAACGUAUCCCUCUUUGUCGCCACUCUUGGCGCCAGGUUCUGCUACAGCAACGCCAACUCCAUUUGCACCACCUGGUUCCCUGGCUGCAUUUCAACCCAAAAUUUCUCCUCUAGUGAAAGCAAAGACUAUGAAACCUGGUCGGUGGUGUGCCAUGCAUGUAAGGAUAUCUUGGGAAAUCUAUCACCAUCAACAGAAGCAACAAGCUGAAUCCCAGAAAGGUGGAUCCACCAAAUCGGUUACAGAUCUGCUUCGGCAUCCAAAUCAUCUGUUUGGCUCCAUACCUCGGCCGCACGAAUUGGGCUUCUCAUCUCCUCUCUUAGGAUCUGCUGCCUCUCUGCACGGCCGAUCACCGUACGAUGUUGCUCCACAACACCCCAGCUUUUUAAGUCCUACCCCAGCCCAUUUAGGCAUGACGCCAUUUGCCCGUCCAACUUACCCUGGCUUGGGUGUUCCAGGAAAUAGCUUUGGUGGAUUAGGAAGUCUAGCUGGUCUAACUGGAGCAGGCAUGCUGACGGCGCGAGACCUGGGUCCAGGUUACCUUAGCAUGGGUCAAGAUCCAUGGAGUAGGCUACAUAGGACGCCCCCAAAUUUUCCUUCUCCCUCAGCCAUGAAUCCUUCCUCGUGGGGUGGUUUGAAAGCAGAAGCUGAAAGAGAUCGUCUGCAGAGGCGGGAAGAGCAAGAAAGAGAGAAGGAAAAAGAUAAACAAAAGAAGGCUGAAAUAGAAAAGAGAGAAAAAGAAGCAGAAAAAUCAAAAGAAAUCGCAAGAGAAAGCAAAAGGGAGCACGAGAAGCAAAAAGAAAGGGAUCGUGAGAACAGAAAUAACCACAUAGCCAACAACAAUGAAGCGGUCAGAAACGGAGAAAUGGCCGAAAGGAAUCGUGACAGAGAAUGGGAAAGGAGCAGAGAGAGGAGAGAUUCAUCAAGGUCCCCCAUACGUUCAACGCACAAAUCUGAAGGGGCCUUCGAUGGCAAUACCUCGACACACAAAUCAGACAUUAAAGUGAAAGAAGAGAAAAAGGAGGACGAACACAACAAGGAAUCAGCUACAGCUGUGAGUGGUUGUUCAGAGCGCGAAAGGACAAAACCUAGUGAGACGUCAACACACCAGGAGCCUGUUUGCGAUUACAUGUCUCGAGGCAUGCUUCCUGGACUUCCUACCGGCCUCAGUUCUUCGGAACAAGCUCGACUCGCUGGAUCUCUGGGUGCCAUGUCUCAAGUUCCGCCUCCUCACUUUUGGAAUCCCCUUCCGCCGCCUCCACCUCAAUCAGCCACUUCUGCAAGUGAGCGCUACCGUAGCUUGGAGUUGCAACACGCUCGUGAUCUGGACCGGGAGCAGUUGAUGCAGAAGUAUGCCUCUUUAUCGUCUGUGAUGCCACUGAUGCCAGAACGCUACAGGGAAGUUGAAUUAGCCAGGCAGCUAUCUUCCUCUGAAGCGACUGCUCGGGAAAUCGAACGGCAACUCCAAGCCGACAGAGACAGGCAAGCGUACGAGCGCACAAAGCUACCACCACCGCUGAGACCUAAUGACUCGCCUUUCGUACCACCAGCAGGUCUUCCUCCAGCUGGUGGACUCUUUUCUUCGCUAUCUAACCCUUUCCUGAACAAUCUGUGUGGUACUAACUAUCCUCCCAGGACCAAACCAGGAUCGCCAGGUGGUAUCGGUAACGGUAUUCCCCCACCUCUAAUUCCCUGCGUCAGUCAAGGAGGCAGCCCGGUUACAACCAGUACCACACCAUCACCCUUGCAUAUAAAACUUGCUUCUUCAUCUAACUCAACUGCAGAAACUACUAGAGAGCAUUAUGCUUCUAAAGAAAGGCGGGAUAUGACCAGCCAUUCUUCCGAAGUUGAAUCCCAAUCAAGAUAACAACAGUGAAUGCAUUUUGUAGCAAUUAGGCCGUUACUUAUUUACAGUAUUAGUAAAUAUUCGACAACAAAUGAAAUGUCUCAGGCAUCAUAUGAAUCAUCAAAAGAAUUAUCAUCGGUCUCAAAAAAAGAAUCAAAAUGGCUAAAAUCAUGACUUCAAGUUAAUUAUAAAAUGCAAAAUAGUAUGCUAUUCAUUUGAAUUACGUAGCAACUUAAGCUAUUCUGUAUCUAUUAAAGAGUUAUUCUACGAAUCGUUCAAGUUUUAUAAAAUUGAAUAUUUAGAAAUAGCUAACCUGAGGUAUCUCAUUUCACGUCUUGUUGCACAGCACUUAACAUAGAAAUUGUUAAAGAAUUCAGUCUACUGUUGUUGAUUCCCAUAACCACGUGCUUUUCCAAAGCAUUCAUAAUAUGAAUUUCCUUGCAGCAUUGAAAAACUAGGCAAUACAUUUCGUACCGUCUUUUCAAUUUCAUAUUACGCUUGUACAGUGGAAGUUUUUUGCUUGCACAUAUCAGUUGAUACUGCAUCUUGUGAUGGGACUCUUUCAUUUGUUCAUACAUCCCCGUUGAGCGACGCAGACUCUCAUAAAAUGCAACUUACAAAAAAGUUGUG
Molecule: messenger RNA, 4881 nt
Organism: Uloborus diversus
Lineage: Eukaryota; Metazoa; Arthropoda; Arachnida; Araneae; Uloboridae
Product: autism susceptibility gene 2 protein-like
Exons: 17
Coding region: 1-4272 (1423 amino acids)
Source: RefSeq, a predicted model, not a curated record